Brassicogethes aeneus is the source of this 420-nucleotide messenger RNA. Lineage: Eukaryota; Metazoa; Arthropoda; Insecta; Coleoptera; Nitidulidae. The record is from the annotation of a GenBank genome assembly.
AUGAACAUUUUAAAAGGUGAAAAUACUUCAGAGACAAUUCCGGAAUUUACAGUUCCUAAAUUAAAUUUUAAUGCUUAUGAAUAUACCGAUCUAAUAAACUGGAUGGAUAUUGAGGUUACACCACCUCCUGUCUUAGCGAAAAACACCGAUGAAGACCUUAAAUUAUUUAUCGAGAAUAAAACUUUGGAGUUUUCUCGUUUUCCAUCUCACACUCAAGCAGUCGAAAGAAGUGUGAAACUAGUAACUGAGGCAUCUAGUUGUGUGAUAGGCGAGAAGUCACGCGAUGGAUUUAUUCACAUAAGAGUUAAAUCAAGUGAAAUUAUGCCUUAUUUCCUCACAAAGCUAAAUAUAAAGUGGCUUAAAAUAUGGUCUAAGAUAUUUGAAGGAUGCACGGGAAUAACGAUCAAAGUCCAAGUUUAA